This is a messenger RNA of Aspergillus nomiae NRRL 13137, 1992 nucleotides long. Its product is annotated as MOSC domain protein. Gene Ontology annotation, molecular function: pyridoxal phosphate binding; molybdenum ion binding; catalytic activity. The transcript is spliced from 6 exons. Bases 1 to 1713 code for a protein of 570 amino acids. The record is from RefSeq and is a predicted model, not a curated record. NCBI's taxonomy places the organism in Eukaryota, Fungi, Ascomycota, Eurotiomycetes, Eurotiales, Aspergillaceae.
AUGGAAAUCAGUCAGCUGUACAUAUACCCCAUCAAAUCCCUUCGGGAAGUAGCCGUUCCCGAGGCUGUCCUCACCAGUACCGGCUUUCAGUAUGACCGGUGUUUCAUGUUGCUCAAGGUCAACCAAAACGAUGAUGGUGUCGAAACCCUCCAGAACAUGCAUGUACCGCAUUUCCCCGAAAUGAGUUUGUUUCUAACAGACAUCGUAUUCCCAACUGAGGGUGAGAACAAUGGAAAGAUCAUCGUGACAUAUCGCCCACCAGGAGUGAAAGACAAUGGUAAUCCUCAGGUUAAAACUUUGGACAUACCAUUAAAGCCAGACGUGCAGGGGUUGGAAGAAUUGACAGUUACAAUGCAUCAAAGUCCGACAAAGGGUUAUCAUAUGGGCAGCAAAUAUAACGACUGGUUUAGCCAAUGUUUCGGAUACAAGGUGGUUCUUGUAUACUUGGGCCCACAUUUGAGGAGGGUCUUAGGAAGCUUCCCACCGGGGAAAAGUCAGGCACAUCGUGAACAAGUGACUCCACUUGUUUCUAAGCGGUCGGUGACCGUCUUGGCUCUUCUGAGCUUGCUUCUGAAUAUCAGUGUGCCACUUGGACAGAGAGACAUUACCUCGUUCAUUAUCUUUGUACUAAUGACUACAACUGUUGCUGUUCUCAUGGCUCUUGGUGCUAAUAGAUACGGAGCUGGAGGCGGUAAAACGAAGGAAGAAAGAAUCACGUUUGCCGAUACAGCACCGUAUCUUAUGAUAUCAGAAACUUCGGUAGACAACGUGUCUGCCCGCUUGGCUGGCGACGAGACGAUGGACCUGAGAAAAGCCCGGCCAAACAUUGUCAUUUCGGGUGCUAAAACGGCUUUCGAGGAGGAUUUCUGGGCGGAGCUGAUGGUGGGAGAAAAAAUCCGACUCCUGUUGACGGCGAAUUGUAUCCGAUGCCAGAGCCUCAACGUUGACUAUAUGACAGGGAAAAUGAGAACAGGCGACAGUGGCAACAUUCUUAAGAAGCUGAUGAAAGACCGGAGGGUAGACAAGGGCGCAAGAUUCUCCCCUGUGUUUGGGAGGUAUGUGUUCCUAGACCGGGACUGCGAGAACGCCUCCAUCCGGGUCGGAGAAGAGGUGACUGUAUCCAGAAGGGUGGAGGAGCGGACAACAUAUGCAAUCAUAGAGUUUAUCUUCACCUUUAUCCAUAAUCGCGCAGUCAUAAUGAGCGAAUUCCCACCGUCGAGUCUUCAGCCCCUUGUCCAGGAGGUCUUUGAACUUCUCAAAGCGAAGAAGGAGACGAUAUCCGUUGCGGAGACGGCCGCUGGCGGACUCAUUUCAGCAAGCCUGCUCUCUGUUCCUGGAGCGUCAGCUGUCUACAAGGGUGGUUUGACUGUAUACACCCUGGAAUCUCGGAUCGCCUUUGCCGGAUGGACUCCGGCUCAUCUGGAAACCUACAAUGGCCCAACGCCCGCUAUUGUGGCCCAAAUGGCCGACCACGUUCGCCACACUCUCGGUUCCACCUAUACAGUGAGUGAGAGUGGAACAGCCGGGCCGACCGGCGGGACGACGAGGAAUCGCACUCCAGGCUACGUAGCUGUCGCAGUAUCAACUGCACAUGGAACGUACACACGAGAAGUGGAGACGGGCAGUAACGAUCGGCAGAAGAACAUGGUUACCUUUGCUGAAGAGAGUUUGAAGUUGUUGAAGGAUGUGCUUGUUGGGAAGGCAAAUCUAUAAACCACCGGGACACUUCCUGUGGUUUGUGCUUAAAGAUAAAAAAAGACUAGGAUGAGACAAGAAUUCUUCCUUUUUUAUCGCAUGAAAUUCGCGAUCCAUGGUUUAAACCUAAACCCACUUUAGCUGGUAAAUUUGGUCUUCAUCUCGUACUUUCGUAUAUGACCUGGAUUGACUUCAUUCUAGCGUCUUUCUGGAACAUGGAACUGAGUAGGUAAUCUGUACGCUGGAUGCCUUAUUUUCUUGAGGUCAUCAAGGUACUAUAGUAUCACACGGAGUACU